This is a messenger RNA of Tachysurus vachellii, 1843 nucleotides long. It is a transcript of the gene tpgs1, whose product is annotated as tubulin polyglutamylase complex subunit 1. The transcript is spliced from 2 exons. Bases 202 to 1068 code for a protein of 288 amino acids. Gene Ontology annotation, biological process: protein polyglutamylation. Lineage: Eukaryota; Metazoa; Chordata; Actinopteri; Siluriformes; Bagridae. Gene Ontology annotation, molecular function: microtubule binding. The record is from RefSeq and is a predicted model, not a curated record.
AUGAUUGGUGGAGCUUGGCACCUGACCUUGGGGAAAGCGCAAUUGCGCAUGUCAGCAGCGGUGUCCAUAGCAACACUUUCAUUACAUGCUGAUGUCUAUAGCAUGAAGCCGGUGCUUAUUUUAUAUUGUAGCUAAAAUGUACCAUCGGGUCUCUUUAGUGAUUAGUCCAGCAAUCCGUUCUAAUCUUUACAGUUCAUUCUAAUGGCUGAAAAGAGGCGAUCUGGGGUCGCUUCCGACUCCAAAUCUGCCAAAGCCGAGAGCGAUGAGGAGUUUCUGUCUCAGGCCGGAGUGGAUGCGCUGCUCGGGUGCGCGCUGCUGAAACUGGUGCAGGCCCGACCCGAGGAUCCGAUAGGAUUUCUGGCUGAGCAUUUCACUAACGAGGCGUCGGAAACUGAGAGCGGUGGUGGAGGUGAUGCAGGAGAUGGAGGAGAUGGUGAUGGAGGGAAAUAUCAGGACGCGCUGGAGGAGCAGCAGCUGAACAAGGCGCUUUGGCACCUGAGUUUAGCGCAUCACUCACAGAGAUCUGCCUUCAGCAACAACAUCCGCGUGGCUUAUGAUCUGCUUAGUGAAUGUGGCACCACCCGGCACGCACCAGGUGGAGUCCAGGGCCGACUCUACACUGAGAUGCUGCGGUGCGUGUGUAGUGACAGCGGCCUGUCGGAGAAGACGGCAGCCCCGCUCCUGCAUCGACUGCAGUGCCGUGAUUAUGAGGCUGUGCCCUUUGAGCUCUUUCGACAGGCGGUGAUGACAUGUGCAACGUUCUCCGAUUACCUCCACAGAGCACGAUGCCUGUACACUGCCGUGGCUUGCAGUCCUGAGCGGCCUGCAGAGCGGGAAUUAUGUGAAACUGUCCUCAACGCUCUACGAGAGGCACUGGAUACCUCACAUGGGUCUGAAGCCACACGUUACCUAGAGGCCAGUGCCAAGAUCUCACCUGCUGAGCUGGCACGGGCCAUGGUCAAAAAACGGGGUGCCAGCAGGGAGCAGGAAGGGCCGAGCAUGGACAUGCGUGAGUUUGAGGAUGCUGCCGCAGCACUCUUUAUAACCAGGGUGCGUGUGGUAAACUGAUAAAUACUUAUGUUACAGUAUAUACUCCUUGUGUUCCUUCAGUUCAUAAUGAAUGCAUUUGAAUUGAGUUUACUGACAUUGAAAAGAUACGAGUAAGUCCUUACACAUCUCCAUGUUCUGUAUUUAAAAACAGUAUUCAGUCUAUGUGCUAACUGUAGACAUACAUUUAACUAGUCUCAGCUCCUUGUAAGUCAAACACUUCAGAUUUAUUGAUGGGAGAGGAAAAUGACCAGACAAGUCUGAGCUGACAGGAAAACUACAAGUCACUCUGUGACUACUCUUUACAACCAGGGUGAGCAGUCAGUAGUUUUUGUAGCCUUCGUUUCAGCUGAAGCCUUUCUAAACGCUCUCCUCUGAUCUGUCUAUCAACAACCCCACAGACCUGCUGCUCACUGGAUAUAUAUUUUUUUUAGACAAAAACGAAUCACCUUCUGAUCAGUUCUAUACACAGUUCAACAACACAGUGCAAAUGACCCUUUAUUAAUUGUCAGUCAUAAAUCCUGAAUUAUUUAACUAUAAGAAUGAUAUAAAUCUGCAACUGCUAACCUCAGCAUGUUAUUUUAACCAUGUGUUAUUACUUCUUUUACCCAGCAGAAGGAACACAAACUAACUUCUUAUACCUCAAGAACCUCCUUAUAUCUCAAACCUCUGCUGCUUUAGUUCCAAAUAUGGAUCCUGUUCUUGUUACCUGAUAAGUGGAAACUUGUUUGAGGUGAAAACAGCCCUGAGUCAUUUGAGCGAGUUACGGAUGCAGAUGUUAUCAUGGAAAAUUUUU